Messenger RNA from Emericellopsis cladophorae, 1332 nucleotides. RefSeq lists its product as uncharacterized. The record is from RefSeq and is a predicted model, not a curated record. The transcript has 2 exons. The coding region runs from base 1 to 1332 and encodes 443 amino acids. Lineage: Eukaryota; Fungi; Ascomycota; Sordariomycetes; Hypocreales; Bionectriaceae.
AUGAGGACCUCAACUGAGAACGAACGUCGCAGUAUAGGCGGCGUGCAUGGGCACCGCACAUCACCCUCCUCCACGGGCUCCUCGUCACGGAGCAAAAACAGCCUGCCCGCUCUGCCGCCGCGCGCCGUGACCUCUUCGAUGGAAGAGCCUCACACAGGCGGCAGCAGCAGCGGAUCCCUCAAAGAGCAGGAUCUCAAAGAGAGAGAGACCGGGAAAGCGUCAUCCAAAGAGAUCAGGGAGCGAGAUGACAGGAUUGAAAGGCUGGAGCGCGAGCUGCAAGUCAUGGAGAGGGAGUUCACAAGGGAGCUGGAUCGGUUGUCCCAGAACGAAUCAGAGACAGCAACUUUUUGGCAGUCAAAACACAGUGCGCUGAACCAACAAUAUCUACGGACGGACACGGAGCUGCGACUGCUACGAUCCGAGGUCGAGGUACGAGAGGCAGAAAGGGACGAGCUUCGACAGGGCUGGGAGGUGCUCCGAAGAGAGCUUAAGGAAAGGGACGAGGAGAUUCGCGGUUUACGAAGCCAGGUCCGGGGCCUCAAACAGUUUGUGAGCACAAGCACGCGGACGGAUGGCUCGACGAGCGACGAGGUCUUUGGCAACGGCAUGGCGCGGUUGGGCAACGGCCUGCAAAACUGGAUCAUGAACAACUUUCGCAGGAGCCAGCUCGUUUUCGGCAAGGCGGACGAAAGAACCCUCGCAGAAAUUGCCGGGCUCGUGCCCAUGUAUGAGGAGCUGACCAAGGUGUACUUUUUGCAGUCUCUGGUUUCCAGUAUACUGGUGGAGAUGGUCUUCGAGGCGUACUACGUUGGCCUCUCCCAUGAGCAAACCGAACAGUUCCGCAAGAUGGAGGACAUGCUGCGGUCUUUCACUGGCGCUGAUGAAGCCGUCAACCAGUGGCGCUCUGCGACGUUGACAUUGAUCCAACGGGAAGCACCCCAACAGCACGCCGCGGCUACCACGUCCUCUGUUCUAGACCGCAUCAAUCGCAUACUGGACGCCAUCACGACCGCGACGCCCAGCGAGACGCGAGACUCGAAACUGCGUGUUCUCAUCAACAACUCGAUAGAACUUGCGCAGCUGCUCGCCGUGCAGAAAGCUGUAUUACGCGUCACCUUUCCUCAUAUAUUGCCUCAUCAGCGCGUGCUCUUUGACGCGGACACAAUGGAGGACAUUGGCGGCGAGGACGAGGAGAGCCUGGCGAGCGGAAGCAGGGAAAUCGCCUGCGUGGCCUUUCCCGGCGUGGUCAAGCAUGGCGAUGAGAGCGGAGGGCAGCUCCAGUUCCGCAAUGUCAUUACCAAGGCAAGAGUGCUUUGUAGACCGGAGGACUAA